This is a messenger RNA of Cryptomeria japonica (Japanese cedar), 1389 nucleotides long. RefSeq names its product guanine nucleotide-binding protein subunit gamma 1. Bases 592 to 927 code for a protein of 111 amino acids. Gene Ontology annotation, biological process: G protein-coupled receptor signaling pathway. The transcript has 4 exons. The record is from RefSeq and is a predicted model, not a curated record. Lineage: Eukaryota; Viridiplantae; Streptophyta; Pinopsida; Cupressales; Cupressaceae.
GCAAAAAGCAGCUCAGCCGCCUUACCUCAAUGUCGCUGGACAUGCUGUGGCCUUCAGAUUUGUAACAGUUACCUAGUUAACACAACAACAAGAAGAAGAAAUCCAUUAUAGGAAAUAAAAUAAUGGCAAUGAAAAAGACCCCGUGAAAAAGUAGGUAACGAAAAGACUGUAAAAAUUAAAAAACAAGAACAGAAACCAAGGCAGAAUGCUUUCUUACGUAACGGGCAACUAAAUGUCCUUAAAUUAUUCUUCAUUUCUCAGGAAUGAAGUGUCCCAGGUAACGAUAUCUGAUGGUAAAUUCUCUCAUGGGGAGAAAGAAGGUCAUGAUUUUUCGCUUAACUUCAACCUGAGCGCUUUUUCUGCCAUUUUUGCAGCCAAUUGUUUUUACUGUUAUGUUAAUGAGCUGCCACUCUUGAGUGCUCAGAUCAGCCUGAAAAUUAGUCACUGCAGCUAUCUAUUGGUGUAAAGAGAAGAAUGAGAUGGAAUUGACAUAGCUAGGUUGUAGAAGCUUUAUUGAGGUUUAUUGCAAACAUCAUAUGAGAAUACCCAUUUGAUUUUUAAUUAUUUUUGGGUUAGCAUUUGUUGAUUUUCAUGGAGGAGGAAAGAGCUCAGUCUGUGAGUACAGAGUCUCAGAAUGGUCAGCAACAGGAUUCGAAACCGCCAUGUACGGAAACAGACGGACGCGGCAAGCAUCGCAAGCAAGUAGAACUGAACAGAUUGAAUCAGGAGAUUCGGUAUCUGGAGGAAGAAUUAGAAGAACUGGAUAAAACUGACAAAGCUACAUCACCUUGCAAGGAAAUGGUUCAGAUGAUUGAGAGCACACCAGAUCCUCUUCUUCCUAUCACCAAAGGCCCAUCAAACCCAAUAUGGGAUCGAUGGUUUGAGGGACCAGUAGAGUCUGAUUCCUGCAGAUGUUGGAUAUUUUGAAGCUUACCUAAGUUUGGACCAUGGAAUUCCCUUCAUUUGAUUAUGGAACCAUUGCAGGAGAUUUGUCUAAUUGAGAGUUUAUUUUGAGCAUUGAUUGAGAGUUGCUUCCGUGCAUCUACCUGAUUUCUUUACCCAGUUUUCUUGUGCCAAAAAAUCAAGAUGAUACCACCUUGAGGCAUCAAUGUUGUCAGGACAUAAAUUUCUUCCUUUUCAUGCUUCCCUCAUGUAAUAUCAGGUAUCUGAGAAAUAACAAUACAGGGAAUCAAACUAUUGCUGAGUUGCCUCUUGCUAAUCAAUUGGAAAUUCAUUGAUAUUCUCAAAUUGCCUCAUCAUAAUAAAAUGCUCUCAUACUCAUCUUGUAGGGGGAAUAUGUUGUUUCUAUUAGUUUUGUUGAACAUGCUGUAGCUUUUACACUGCAGAAUGGCUUAUUAUAUCUGAAUCAACAAUGCUUUCUUUUUUCUA